CUUGAGGUCGUUUUCAUAUCCAUGAAUGUUUUCUUUUUCUUGUUGAAUGCACUUUCCUUAUUAUAUAAUGUGUGACAUAACAGAAGGCUCAACUGUUUUCACUCUUUUCUUUGUGAGGUAUGAUCUUAUCGGGUAAGAUACUGGGAUGUGGGAUCUAAUGGCAGCUGCGCUGCAUCUUACUCUCCCCCACAACUCAGCUUUGUCAUGAAUAUGCAUCAUCAACUCGACCAUCAUCAAAUAGAUUUGCUUGUUACAUUGGGUGAUAUUUGAUUGCUCUAUUCUUUACUCACCACUCUUACCCAAAUCUGCAACCAAACUUCGAAUGAGAAAGACGAAGCUGUUUCUUCACCCCCGCCCCUUCCCCUUCCUCGCUCUCAGCUGCUCUAUCCCCUACAUGGCUUCUCUGUUCAAUUUUUUUUGAUCGUAUCAGUUUUCUGCCAUCUUUGUCACACAUCUGUUGGUAGAUCGCAUACUUACAGUCAACCGAUUUGUUGAUGCUCUUUGUAUUGCUUGUGAAAAGGUGUUAGCUUAGUCUUUUGUGAUCAUGAUUUGGUUUUCCCACUUACGCUUGUCUUCUCCUCAGUCAUACAUACUAAUGAUAUUGCCUUCUCUUUUAAAGUGCUCUGCUUUGGCUGCAACAUCCUUUCAUGUGAAUGACAUCAUGCCUUUCUCUUUUAAUCUGCUCCUAUUUGACCGCAACAUCCUUUUUUGUGAAUGCUUUUCUAAAAUUUGGUUUUGACUUCUGAGGCAAUUUGGUUCAAAGGCUUACUUGCAUCUAACUUUACAUGAAAGGGAAAUGUAGCCGGGUCUGAAAUCGAAUUUGUGGGUGUACAAGUCUUAAGUCAAUGUCAACGAUGAACAUCUACAUAUCCACAAAUAACAACGGUAGAUCUUUGAUCUGGCCCAUCUGAUAAGAGAAGCUAAUCUACCCAAACCACUCAACUAGUCAAACAUUACAUACGGUGACUUGUAGACGUAGUCAAGAAGUCAAGAAGUCAACGUCAAUGAAGGACGACCAUUAAAUUACUAGAGUACUAUUAGCAAAUUACAUGUUCUACUACACAUACAGAAUCUGUGAUCGACAAAUGGAGAGAAAGAGUAAAGAGAAGCUAAGUGUCAUCGAACUACUAAAACGAGCUGUGAAGCUACUCUUUGGUAACAUCAAUCUCGCUCUCUUCCUCUUCCUCUGCUCUCUCCCGUUGUUUUGUUUCUUGAUCUUCUUCGAGCUCUCCCUCCAAACCACUGUCUCACUCGCUUCUCGAUACCUCUAUAAGCUAGUCAAUUCUGAGGAGGACUUGUCGGAGAAUGAUCUUAUUCCAUGGUUGAUUCACACAUCUCUGCUAUACUUCAUUCCCUACACCUUUCUUGACCUCUUUACCACCACCACAAUCGUUGCAGCAUCUUCGAUUAUUUACACGUCUCAGGAAGAAUCAUUGGGACUGCUUCAUUUGGUACGGAGAUCUGUCAAAAUAUGUCAGAACAGAAUAGGAGAUUGUCUCAUCACAUCUCUCUAUGUCCUUGUCUUGUCAACCUCUGUUUUGUUCGGUUUUUUAUCUGGUUCGACCGUCUACUUAUUGAUUGUGUCAAUCAAGAACCAAAUAUUCCUUAAAGUAGCAGUGGGGACUGUGGAGUUGGCAGUCUUGUUCGAUGUGGUGGUGGUUCUGAUUCACGGAACUGUCUUCAUAGUUCUGGCCACAAAGUUUUGCAAAUGGAGCGCGGGAUGGAACAUUAGUAUGGUUGUUUCGGUCUUAGAGGAGGAUGAAGAUGGUAAAGGCAUCUACGGAAGUAAUGCUCUGUCACUUUCUGCUUGGUACGUAAGAGGACAAGAGAAGCGUGACCUAUGGAUGAUGCUAUUGUUCUUCGUCGGCGCUUUCCUGACGAGGAUGCCAUGUAUAUACUUCAAAUGCAGUGAGAGUCUUAAUGGGAACGGAGUGUUGUACACUGGUCUCUAUGUGGGUUUGAUUUGUAUCGGGAAUGUGGUUAAAUGGGUGUCUUGUGUUGUUUGUUAUCAUGAUUGUAACACAAGGGUUUUGAGGAAAAAGGGUGAUGUGGAGAUUGGAUCAAAAGCUAAGGCUUUUGUUGCUACAUAGAGAACUUGUUUUGUGACCAAAAUCUUAAUAUCAAUCAUGUUUUUUGCUCACUUU
This is a messenger RNA of Camelina sativa (false flax), 2144 nucleotides long. RefSeq lists its product as uncharacterized. The record is from RefSeq and is a predicted model, not a curated record. Lineage: Eukaryota; Viridiplantae; Streptophyta; Magnoliopsida; Brassicales; Brassicaceae.